GCAUGACAAUUUUCAUCUUGACUGUUUAUCAGCCAGGGUAGAGGACUGCCAGCUCCUUCAACACUAACAUCUCAGCUGCAGCAACACACCAAUAUUAGUGUAACAUGAAAACUUUGGUGAGUGUUAGUGACUAUGAAACUGAGGCACACAGAAUCUUGCCCCAAAAUGCUCUUGACUACUACCGAUCUGGAGCCAUGCAAGAAGUUACUCUUCAAGAAAACAAGGAGGCAUUCAAUGGAUGGUAUAUUCGGCCAAGGGUCUUAAGAGAUGUGUCCAAGAGCAGCCUUUCUACCACCAUACUAGGACACAAAGUCAGUGUUCCAUAUGGCAUAGCACCAACAGCUAUGCAAAGAAUGGCCCAUCCAGAUGGGGAAAUUGCCAAUGCAAGAGCAGCUGGAAAAAUUGGAACAGCCUUCACCCUGAGUACCAUUGCAACAUCCAGCAUUGAAGAGAUAGCUGAAUAUGCACCUGACACUCUUCGCUUUUUCCAGCUAUAUAUAUACAAAGACAGAGAAGUAACAGCUAGCCUCGUACGAAGAGCAGAAGCAGCCAAUUUCUCUGCCUUGGUUCUUACAGUUGAUGCACCAAGCUUUGGGCUCCGGCGAGCAGAUAUUAGAAACAAGUUUGCUCUACCUCCACAUCUCAGAAUGGCCAAUUUCCAAACAGAUGAUGAAAAGUCUAACUUGGUGAACACAUCUUCAGGAGGUUCUGGCAUUAAUGAAUAUGUCAGCGCUCUUUUUGAUCCUUCUCUAACCUGGGAUGAUGUUGCAUGGCUUACAAGAAUAACCAAACUACCUAUUGUGCUCAAGGGGAUCCUGACAGCAGAGGAUGCCAUUCUCGGAUUAAAGGCUGGUGCAGCUGGUAUAUGGGUAUCAAACCAUGGAGCACGACAAGUUGAUGGAGUGCCGCCAACGAUUGAAGCCCUACCUGAAGUAGUAAAAGCUGUCAAUGGUCAAUGUGAAGUCUAUAUUGAUGGAGGAUUUACUCAAGGUACAGAAAUUUUCAAAGCCUUGGCUCUUGGAGCACAAAUG
Cherax quadricarinatus is the source of this 1031-nucleotide messenger RNA. The record is from RefSeq and is a predicted model, not a curated record. NCBI's taxonomy places the organism in Eukaryota, Metazoa, Arthropoda, Malacostraca, Decapoda, Parastacidae.